Messenger RNA from Calypte anna (Anna's hummingbird), 3483 nucleotides. It is a transcript of the gene DCLK2, whose product is annotated as doublecortin like kinase 2. The record is from RefSeq and is a predicted model, not a curated record. Lineage: Eukaryota; Metazoa; Chordata; Aves; Apodiformes; Trochilidae. Gene Ontology annotation, molecular function: ATP binding; protein kinase activity. Gene Ontology annotation, biological process: protein phosphorylation; intracellular signal transduction.
GCAGACAGGCAUCCUCAUGGCGAGCAAUCGGAGCAUCGAGCUGGAGCACUUCGAGGAGAGGGACAAGAGGCAGCAGCGGGCCGGGCCGCGCCGCGGCGGUACCGGCUCCGGGAGUGCAGGACCGCGGGGCAAUGGGCUGAUCCCCAGCCCGGCGCACAGCGCGCACUGCAGCCUCUACCGGACGCGGACACUGCAGGCGCUCAGCUCGGAGAAGAAGGCCCGGAAAGCCCGAUUCUACCGCAACGGGGACAAGUACUUCAAGGGGUUGGUGUAUGCUAUCUCCCCCGACCGCUUCCGAUCCUUCGACGCUCUCCUCGUAGAGCUCACUCGGUCGCUGUCGGACAACGUGAACCUGCCUCAGGGUGUCCGCACUAUCUACACCAUUGACGGCAGCAAGAAGCUCACCAGCCUGGAUGAGCUGCUGGAAGGUGAAAGUUAUGUUUGUGCAUCCAACGAACCAUUCCGCAAAGUUGAUUACACCAAGAAUGUGAAUCCCAACUGGUGUGUCAACAUCAGGACUGGGUCCACCCGAUCCUUGACAUCUUUAACAUCUACAAAGAGUGAAGUGAAGGAGAGUAAAGAUUUCAUUAAGCCCAAAUUGGUGACUGUUAUUAGGAGUGGGGUAAAACCCCGGAAAGCUGUGAGAAUCCUGCUGAAUAAGAAGACUGCUCACUCCUUCGAACAGGUCUUGACUGACAUCACAGAAGCCAUUAAGUUAGAUUCGGGUGUAGUCAAGAGGCUUUGUACACUGGAUGGAAAACAGGUGACAUGCUUGCAGGACUUCUUUGGAGAUGAUGAUGUCUUCAUUGCAUGCGGACCUGAGAAAUACCGCUAUGCUCAGGAUGACUUUGUGUUGGAUCACAGUGAAUGCCGGGUUAUGAAGUCCUCUUACUCCCGAUCGUCUGCCAUGAGGCACUCGGGGUCCAAAAGUCCAGGACCUUCACGUCGAAGCAAAUCACCUGCCUCAGUAAAGAGGGGUGGCCACUACUCCAGUGCUCAUUCUUCAGCAAAAUCCCCAGUAAAUGGAACUCCAAGUAGUCAGUUAUCCACCCCAAAAUCUACAAAGUCCUCGAGUUCUUCACCAACAAGCCCAGGCAGCUUUCGUGGACUCAAGAUUUCUCCUCAUGGUGGAUCUUCUUCCAAUGUGAAUGGUGUGUCUGAAUCACUCCGUUGCCACAGUCCUGAAGGUGUGAAUGGAAACAAGUGCUCAGGGUCAUCCACCAUUCUUGAGAAAUACAAAGUCGGGAAGGUGAUCGGUGAUGGCAAUUUUGCUGUUGUAAAGGAGUGCAUAGAACGAUCCACAGGAAAGGAGUUUGCACUGAAGAUCAUAGACAAGGCUAAAUGCUGUGGAAAGGUAGUGUACAGCAGAACACUGAUUGAAAAUGAAGUGUCCAUUCUGCGUCAAGUGAAGCAUCCAAACAUCAUUAUGCUAAUAGAGGAAAUGGACACCCCAACAGAACUCUAUCUGGUGAUGGAACUGGUCAAGGGAGGAGAUCUAUUUGAUGCUAUCACUUCUUACAAAUACACAGAGCGAGAUGAUGCCAUGGUCUACAAUCUAGCCAGUGCCCUCAAAUACCUUCAUGCUCUUAACAUUGUGCACAGAGACAUCAAGCCAGAAAAUCUCCUGGUAUGUGAAUAUUCAGAUGGAACCAAGUCUUUGAAGCUAGGAGACUUUGGACUGGCAACUGUGGUUGAAGGACCUUUAUAUACUGUCUGUGGUACACCCACAUAUGUGGCUCCAGAAAUCAUUGCAGAAACAGGCUAUGGCUUAAAGGUGGAUAUUUGGGCUGCAGGUGUGAUCACAUACAUACUGCUGUGUGGAUUUCCACCUUUUCGCAGUGAAAACAAUCUUCAGGAAGAUCUCUUUGAUCAGAUACUUGUUGGGAAGCUGGAAUUUCCUUCUCCCUACUGGGAUAACAUCACGGAUUCAGCAAAGGAGUUGAUCAGCCUGAUGUUACAUGUGAAUGCUGAAGCUCGAUAUACAGCAGCACAGAUCCUAAGCCAUCCCUGGGUGUCAGAUGAUGCUUCCCAGGAGAAUAAUAUGCAAGCUGAAGUAACAGGUAAACUGAAGCAGCACUUUAAUAACACCCUACCCAAGCAAAAUAACACCUCUGCUGGGGUUUCUGUCAUCAUGAACACAGCUCUAGAUAAAACGACUCAGAUUUUCUGCAGCAAGCGCUGUCAGGACUCUGGUAGAGCUGGAAUGGAGAAAAAAUCUGCAAUUACUGCUGCAGCUGAUGAUCCCUGUGUGGCUGGGUCCGAGACCCCCCUCCCUGCUGUUUCUGAGCCACUUGGAUCCCACCCGCUCCCUGUGCCAGCAUCUCCUGAGUUGGCUGGGGAGCAGGACUGCUGACACCAAAUCCAACUGAAGCCCCCUGCACUCUGGCCAGAAUUUCUCUGUUUACCAGGACAGUUUGUGUGCAGUUGGUGUGCACCCUCUCGUGGCGAGCUGGAGGCUCUGGCAUGGGAGCCUGAGCUGAUGGUGGGUGAGUGACCCUGUGCUUGGAGUGCUCUUCGCCCUUGUCUUGCGGACAGCAGUAAAGCAAGAUUCUGGCAAUGCUGGAUAAAUUUUUAAGUAAAUUAUCUGUGGUAGUUGAAUUAACGGCAUUUCACACAUCCUUGGGCUCUAAAUAGACUUAACUCCUGCUGUAGUUAACCAUAUGUUAUGCGAGCAGUGAGACAAUGAACAGAUCACCUCCACAAGCAGGUCCAGUUCUGUUGUUGUGAUGAGGAUUCUCAGAAAUGGGGGAGAGGAAGACAAGGGAAGAAAACUUAUCUUCUGCUCUGAUGCCUCUGUUUUUAGCCAACUUUCUACUAAACUUGAAGAGGCAAAUUUUCACAAAAUAUUUUUUAGUGGACUAACUGUAAAAUUAUCAUGAGACACAUACUGGAGAUAGAGGAAAGGAUGUCGUUUGUUACCUGAUUUGCAGGCUGCAGGGUAGUGUUUAGAUAAUGUGACUUUAAAUAAACUGACAUGGGAUGUAAACAUGAGCACUGGACAUUUAUUCGUAACGAAGACUGGAGACAAGGAAGUCUUUCUGAUCUAGCCAUUUUCUAGCCUAACCACAAGUGUCCCAUCCACACCUUUCUCCAGGGUCUGACUACCUAUUAGAUAAAAUUACUUUGGACCUGUGAAUGGAAAGCGUGCUGCAUGUUAUCUAAGCUCAGGUGAAUGGAGCAACUUUAGUUCUAGGGUGAGCUGAUAGAGGAACUACUACAAAUAGCUGCCAUCAACAGCUGUCACAGGUUUUGUCAGUGCUAUCCCCCCCUCUUCACCUGGUGCAGGCACUGGAAACAAGAAUUGGGGAGCAGCUUCCUUAAUCUGCAGUCACAAAAUAGGUGAGGCUCUCUCUUUACCAUCAUGCUUAGGUCAAUAUAGUAUGUAUUUAGCUUAUUCUUUGCUCAUUCUUAUGAAUUGGUCAUUUUCUUUCUUGGCUAUACUUUCUACUAGAAUUGUAAAAGACCUGCAAUAAACUUUCUUCA